This is a messenger RNA of Physcomitrium patens, 2914 nucleotides long. RefSeq names its product stromal 70 kDa heat shock-related protein, chloroplastic. The record is from RefSeq and is a predicted model, not a curated record. Gene Ontology annotation, biological process: protein folding. Gene Ontology annotation, molecular function: ATP-dependent protein folding chaperone; ATP binding. Lineage: Eukaryota; Viridiplantae; Streptophyta; Bryopsida; Funariales; Funariaceae.
GAAAAACAACCCCCUUCACACGGACGGACGGACGCGAGGUCGCGGUUCACGUUUCUCGGGGCCAAGCUUCUCGGAGUUGUCAAGACGGCUUCUGGAAGGAUAGGGUUCUGGGUUUACACAUCUUGAGCGCACUCCCCCACAGCCACAGCGCUAGGGCUUGCAUCGCAGCGUCACCACCCCAAGCUUCUGCGUUUGCAAUCGCUCCGACUCGCUGUGCGCUUCCUACGUGCAGUUUCUCGGUUUCAGAAAUUUUCGAGAAAGCUCUCAGUGGUUGAGCGAACGGAGCAAGGACAAGUCCGGGUGUGAGCGAGGCAGCGAUGGCGUCCGUGAUGAACGCGCAGGCGAUGGCCGCUGCCGUGGGGUCGGUGGGAGCCGUGGCGGGCGCGGACGCGAGGAGGGGAGCUCGGAGGAACGACGGGGCGUUCAGCACGCGCAGGAAUGCGUUCUUCGGGGGCGACGUGAAGAGUCGCGCGGGGUUCGGCGUGGAGAAGCUGAGGGCCAAGUCCGGUGGGCAGGCGAGGCGUGCCGCCGGUCCGAUGCGGGUUGUGGCGGAGAAGGUGGUGGGGAUUGAUUUGGGCACCACCAAUUCGGCCGUUGCUGCCAUGGAGGGCGGCAAGCCCACCAUCGUGACGAACGCCGAGGGGCAGCGCACCACGCCUUCGGUGGUCGCGUACACCAAGAACGGCGACCGGCUGGUGGGUCAGAUUGCGAAGCGGCAGGCCGUGGUGAACCCCACGAACACGUUCUUCUCGGUGAAGAGGUUCAUCGGGCGGAAGAUGGCGGAAGUGGGCGACGAGGCGAAGCAGGUGUCGUACCAGGUGAUCAGGGACUCGAACGGGAAUGUGAAGCUGGACUGCCCGGCCAUCGGCAAGACGUUUGCGGCGGAGGAGAUUUCUGCUCAGGUGUUGAGGAAAUUGGUGGAUGACGCUUCGAAGUUUUUGAACGACAAGGUCGCGAAGGCCGUGGUGACGGUCCCGGCGUACUUCAACGACGCCCAGAGGACUGCGACGAAGGAUGCUGGGCGAAUUGCGGGAGUGGACGUGCUGCGAAUCAUCAACGAGCCGACCGCGGCGUCGCUGGCGUACGGUUUCGACAGGAAGGCCAACGAGACCAUCUUGGUGUUCGAUUUGGGGGGUGGAACGUUCGACGUGUCCGUGUUGGAGGUGGGCGAUGGAGUGUUCGAGGUGCUGUCAACUUCUGGUGACACGCACCUUGGAGGCGACGACUUCGACAAGAGAAUCGUGGACUGGCUGGCCGACGAUUUCAAGAAGACGGAGGGAGUGGACCUGCUGAAGGACAAGCAAGCCCUGCAGAGGUUGACUGAGACCGCGGAGAAGGCGAAGAUGGAGUUGUCUUCUCUGUCUCAGGCGAGCAUCAGCUUGCCGUUCAUCACCGCAACAGCCGACGGGCCGAAGCACAUCGACACGACGCUGACUCGGGCGAAGUUCGAGGAGCUGUGCUCGGACUUGCUGGACAGGUGCAAGACCCCUGUGGAGAAUGCGCUGAGGGACGCGAAGUUGUCGUACAAGGAUCUGAACGAGGUGAUUCUGGUGGGCGGUUCGACGAGAAUACCAGCCGUGCAGGAGUUGGUGAAGAGGAUCACAGGAAGAGACCCGAACGUGACGGUGAACCCCGACGAAGUGGUUGCUCUGGGAGCCGCCGUGCAGGCCGGUGUUUUGGCUGGUGAAGUGAGCGACAUUGUUCUGCUGGACGUGACGCCUCUGUCUCUGGGUUUGGAGACGCUGGGGGGUGUGAUGACGAAGAUCAUCCCGAGGAACACGACGCUGCCGACGUCGAAGUCGGAGGUGUUUUCGACCGCCGCCGAUGGUCAGACAAGCGUGGAGAUCAACGUGCUGCAGGGAGAGCGCGAGUUCGUGAGGGACAACAAGUCACUGGGAAGCUUCCGGCUGGACGGCAUUCCACCGGCUCCCAGGGGCGUGCCGCAGGUGGAGGUUCGGUUCGACAUCGACGCGAACGGCAUCUUGUCAGUGAGCGCCAUGGACAAGGGCACGGGGAAGAAGCAGGACAUCACGAUCACAGGAGCCAGCACGCUGCCCAAGGACGAGGUGGAGAGAAUGGUGCAGGAGGCGGAGAAGUUCGGGCAGGAAGACAAGGAGAAGAGGGACGCAGUGGACACGAAGAACCAGGCAGACUCAGUGGUGUACCAAACGGAGAAGCAGCUGAAGGAGUUGGCGGACAAGGUGCCAGCAGAGGUGAAGGACAAGGUGGAAGCGAAGCUGAAGGAAUUGAAGGAUGCGAUCGCGAGCGACAACACACAGAGCAUGAAGGACGCGAUGGCAGCUUUGAACCAGGAGGUGAUGCAGCUAGGACAGUCUUUGUACAACCAGCCCGGAGCCGGAGGCGCGCCCGAGGGAGGCGCGCCAGGCGGGCAAGGGAGCAGCUCGGGGCCGGCUGCGGGAGGAGACGACGUGAUCGAUGCGGAUUUCACCGACAGCAAGUAGGCGGAUGAGGGUAGGGUUUUGUAGAGUAGGGAUUGGGCAAGGCCGACGGGCAAUGGGAUCGGCGCGGGGCCGGGUCGGGCAGCAGAAUCAGAGUAGGUAGAACCCAUUUCGAGCGCGAGAGAUGUACGCGAGCGGGACUCGAUUGAUUGAUGAUGUAUAGGAUCUGGUAGGGAUUUUGCUCGGGACUGCAAGAGCUUAAUUUACGAAUUUUUUUCUCCAGUUUGAGGCGGCGGUUGUGGGGAGGAAGGAGGGAUGUUUUGGGCAGGGAAAUGAUUUUCGCGGUUAGGAUAUUGGUGCAAAAUUGGUUGAAGUGUUUGUGCAUGCACCUUUUAAUUCAGAAAUUGUAACACCAUCUCUGCAAUCUUGGUUCCUCAUAGGAGAUGGUGGUCAAUGUGGUUUAUACGUUGGACAAUUUUGACAAUAAUGACGGGUGGAUCCACAAGUUCAACAAC